Aureobasidium vineae is the source of this 2421-nucleotide messenger RNA. The record is from the annotation of a GenBank genome assembly. Lineage: Eukaryota; Fungi; Ascomycota; Dothideomycetes; Dothideales; Saccotheciaceae.
AUGGAUUCGAUGGAUGCGAACGAAGUCGACAACAAACACACAAAAGAAUGCUUCUUUUCUGCCACGAGGAGGAAGAAGAGAGCCGCCGACUCUGGUACCACUGGCGAUGAAGUUGACCCCAACGACUACGAGAUCAGAGGAGGCCGCAAGAGGUUGAAGGAAGGUGCCGCUGAAUCGGUCGACUCGGAUGCUCGCAGUGCACAUUCGCCUGUACCUGUGGCUGCUCCAUACAUACCACGACCUUUGACGCCUGGAGGUUCUAUGGGUCGCCAACAACCGCUCCGCCGACCACACUCGACAUCACAAACACCGUAUCCUGGGGAUGAAUCAGAUGAUCAUGUCAACAGCCAUACAGCAGCCCUCUUGCAAACUGCCGAACUACACAAUGGCCACGAUGCCCUGAAUGUUCUGAUAGAAGCUGCCACAGCCAACCAUCGUACCGGAAGUGCCAGCGAUGCUCACAAAUACGCUUCUUCAUUACCGAGUCCCGCCCAUAUACCGCUACCCACAGCGUCAAAACCGCCGCCUCCAGAUGCCUCGAUUGAUCCUGCCAUCAUGCAGCAACCAUCUUCCACCGCGCGACCAUCAUCCUCGGCAGAUCAUGCUUCUGCUUAUGCUGCAUGGUCACGCUUCAGAUUCGUUCGCAAUGGCUGGUUCACCAUCAAAGAAGGCAUGGACUAUAUCGAGUACUUUUAUACAUACAUGUCACCCCUCACGCCGAUUGCUCUACCGGACUACCGUGGACCUGACAAGCAUGGUGCCCUGUUGGAAAACGAACCCAUGCUUGCCGUAACCAUGCUCAUGCUUGCAUCGCGUUACAUGACACUAUCUGGACCUGGUGCCAUGAGUCGAUCACAUGCCAUACACUCCAGACUUUGGCCUUUUGUUCAACGUAUGAUUGACCGCAUCGUCUGGGGCCGCGAGCUGUCUGGAACCACACUCCAUCCUGACGAGACACAACCUGGCUGUGAUGUCAAUCCGCUAUCGAGGAAGGGACUCUUGACUCUAGGCACAGUUGAAAGUCUGCUGUUGCUAACCGAGUGGCAUCCGAGAAUGAUGCACUUUCCCGCAGAUGAAGACGAUACUCAACUCAUGGCUCCUAUCGAUCCAAUGGCCUCAAUCAACGAGAGCACAUCUGAUCCUGACAAGGGACAAGGAGGUCAUGCAUUGACUUCAUGGCUUGAACCUGUUUUUAGGAGUGAUCGCAUGUGCUGGAUCCUUCUCAACCUGGCAAUGACGGUGGCUUCUCAGAUCGGAGUCUUUGACCCAGACUGUUCGAGACAUUUGCAAGCCGUAACUCCUGAACAGCAGGAGAUCUACCAGCGAAGACGACUUCAUAUCAAGAGUGUCAUCCUUGGGUACAUUACACAGACUAGUGGACGCAUGGGUGUAACGGCCAUGCUCCCUCAAGGAUACGCCGAACCUGCUCUCAGUGAAUUGUACAACCCCAAGCGGUCGAGUUUCAAGGAUACCAAGGAUAUUGUUCUCCAUUUCUGGCUGCGUCUGGCUACACUGGUCAAGAUCAAUAACGAAGAGCUGUAUGCCAAUCGACAGCAGACCCGUGAUAUCAUCAAGACUGGAAAGUAUAGAGAGUUGCUACAACGUAUCAAGCCAUCGUUGGUGCAAUGGCGCAGGGAAUUUGAAGCGUACCGGAACAUCCCGAUUUUGCUUCGCCAUGUCCUUAUCAUCGAGUACGAACACACUCGAGUUAUUUUGCAUCAACUCGCACUACAAGCCGUGGUGGAGAGAUGCGCAAACAACAAUACUGGCUCUGCGGGCAAGAUCAUCCCACCGAAUGUGCUUGAUCAGUGGUUUGGCAGCGACAGACAGCACGUAGAUGAGGUAAUGCAGGCCUGCCGCAAUGUCCUUCGCGUCGUCGUGGACGGCCUUGCUCCUGGUGGAUACCUCAAACACGCACCCGUACGCACGUUCUUCCGUAUCGUGUCUGUGACAUUGGUGCUAGUCAAGGUCAUGCGCAACCACGUCGUCGACGACGUCCAUCUCAGCAACCGCUUCUCCAACUUCUUGGAAGUAAUCACCAACCGCUUACGUCCCAUGAUCGUACGCAUGUCACGCACGAACGGCGCUGCAUCUGGAAACGCCGCUUCUCGCGUAUCUUCCCGCCCUGUAUCUCCAGGCCUCGGGCAGAACAGAAGCACCGAACACAUGCCCGCAUUCCCCGACCACUUUGACACCUCGCAGCAACAGCAACGCGUAGACACCACAGCACUCUACGGCAUCCCCACCCAAACCUACGAUAUUGGUGCUGACAAUAAUACUUUUUCCAUCAUGCCGCCACCUAUGCCUGCUUCCCCGUCUCUGAACACUUUGCAUGAUUCUCAUUCUUCUGCGCAUCAAGACUAUCAGUUUGGUGCUUAUGAUGCUGAUGCGGGCUUUGAGGCUGAUGGCGCGCAAAGGUAA